Molecule: messenger RNA, 483 nt
Organism: Didymodactylos carnosus
Lineage: Eukaryota; Metazoa; Rotifera; Eurotatoria; Philodinida; Philodinidae
Source: the annotation of a GenBank genome assembly
AUGCUACCUUCAAGUCCAGAUGUUCUCGUUUGUCGAACAUAUCAGCAACAAGAAGGAUAUAAUCAAGAUCAAGAUCAAGUUGUCAGCCAACCAUCAUCAUUCGAAUUAAAUUCAUCUGUUGAUGAUGUUUUAUCAAUAGCCCGUGACCAACCGGCAAUAUUACCGUGUAAAGCCAUUCUCUUUAUACCCGAACCAGAACGAGUUAUGUGGUAUAAAUUAAAUACUGAUCAUAAUCAUCAUCAUCAUCAUCAUCAGACAACAUCCACAACAUUAACUGUUGGAAAGCAUUUAAUAACAAAAGAUCCAAGAAUAUCAGUAUUUCAUUAUAAUUUUGAUCCCCUAACACCAGCACGAUGGGAUUUAUAUAUCAGUAAAGUCAAACAAACAGAUCAAUCCAUGUAUCAAUGUCAUGUUAUAUUAAAUUCUAUAUCAUCAAGAUCUAAUAUACGACUAAUUGUAGAAGGUAUGAAAAUGAGAGAUUAG